AUGGUAUCUCACCACAUCCGUUCUUCUAGUUAUCCCUCGAAUUCUUACCCAAUUGUUGAUCAGUUGGAAGAACAAUUGUGCAGAUUAAGGUCAUGUCAAGCUGCCUCGACUUCAUCAGUCACCAGCAAACUUACAGGCCUUGAAGAUUUAUACAAGUGUGCUGAUCAAUUUCUGCAACUACCUCUGAAUCAGAAAACAGUAUGCCAAACUCAAAACAAAAAUUGGGUUGAGGAGGUGUUAAAUGGAUCUUUAAGGCUACUUGACAUCUGUGCCACCUCUCGAGAUGCUCUAGUACAGUCUAAGGAGCGCCUGCAAGACAUACAAUCAGUGGUACGAAGAAGGUGCAGUGAUGAAAUUGACACUAGCAAUGAAGUCGUUGAAUACCUUAAAACACGAAAGACAUCCAAAAAGAUAAUCAAGAAGUGCUUGAAAGAUAUCAAGGAAGUUGACAGAACUAAUGAGACGAAUGCCACUGAGAGCAUGCUAACAGAAGUGCAAGCAUUGACAGUUGAUGUUUUCAAGUCCUUGUUGUCCUACAUCAGUGGAUCGCAGAAAGGUAGCUGGUCUUUCUCAAAACUUGUCAUCCAAAGAUCCGAGAAGGAAACAGAAGCAUCCAUCAGUGAAUUUGAAGUUGUUGAUGCUACUCUAGAGCUGAUGAUUAGCCAAAAAAAGAAAGUAAAUGUUGAUAAGUCACAAAUAGUGAAAUUAGAGUCUGAAGUUCAAGAAAUCGAUGAAGUGUUAACAUGCUUAUAUAGGCAUCUGGUUAGGACCAGAGCAACUCUCCUCAAUGUUCUUAGUAACUAG
This is a messenger RNA of Chenopodium quinoa (quinoa), 804 nucleotides long. RefSeq lists its product as uncharacterized. The coding region runs from base 1 to 804 and encodes 267 amino acids. The record is from RefSeq and is a predicted model, not a curated record. Gene Ontology annotation, biological process: root development; shoot system development. NCBI's taxonomy places the organism in Eukaryota, Viridiplantae, Streptophyta, Magnoliopsida, Caryophyllales, Amaranthaceae. The transcript has a single exon.